AUGAGCCAAAGUCGGCAAUCAGCACAUGGUAGAUCUGGAAAAGAAAAUGCUGGAAGAGGACCUGAAGGUGUAAAGAUGAAUUUCAGCACUUCUUCUUUAUCUCAUUAUGUAGGAGUUGGCCCUAAACAUCAUAACAGUGGAAAAUUUGGCACUGGCAGCCUCUUUAAUUUUGGUGGACACAAAAGAGUUUCCAUUAGUUCAGGCAGCGGAAAAGCCCCAGGAUCCAACAAAACAUUUGGAGGAGACUGCUACCCUGUUUGUCCCCCUCGUGGAAUUCAGUCUGUUACAAUAAACCAAAGUCUUCUUCAACCCCUUAACGUAGAUAUUGAUCCAAAUAUCCAGAAGGUGCGCUCAGAAGAAAAGGAGCAGAUCAAAUCACUCAACAAUAAAUUUGCGUGUUUUAUUGACAAGGUUCGGUUCCUGGAGCAACAAAAUCAGAUUCUGGAAACAAAAUGGACCUUUUUACAAGAACAGGGCCAAAAAUUUGCCUCUAAAAGAGAUAACAUCAAACCAUUGUUUGAAGCAUAUAUUGGCAACCUGCAUAAACAGAGUGAUGGUUUAAAGAAUGAAAAAUGUCGCUUGGAUGGGGAACUGAAGCACAUGCAACACGUAGUGGAGGAAUUCAAGUCUAAGUAUGAAGAAGAAAUUAAUAUAAGGACAACUGCUGAAAAUGACUUUGUGACACUGAAAAAGGAUGUGGAUGUUUUGUUCAUGCAAAAGGCAGAACUGGGGACCAAGGAAGAUUCUCUAAUCGAUGAGAUCAAUUUCUUAAGGGCUCUUUAUGAUACGGAACUGGCUGAAAUUCAUGAACAACUUGCUGAUACUUCUGUUGUGCUGUCUAUGGAUAACAACCGGGAUCUGGAUUUGGCCGAUCUCAUUAGUGAAGUGAGGUCUCAGUAUGAGGAAGUUGCUGCCAGGAGCAGAGCUGAAGCGGAGACAGCCUAUGACAAAAAGUUUCAGCAUUUGAAGGAAACAGCAGGGCAACACGGAGACUGUGUGAAGAAAAGCAAGAAUGAGAUGCAGGAGCUGAACAGCAUGAUCAAGAGACUGCGCUCAGAAAUUGACAGUGUGAAGAAACAGAUUACUGCACUAGAGACAGCCAUCUGUGAAGCAGAGACGCGUGGUGAGCUUGUUCUAAAAGAUGCCAAAGCAAAAAUGGCAGAGCUGGAAGCUGCUUUACAAAAGGCUAAGCAAGACUUGGCCGGCCAAUUACGCGAGUAUCAGGAGCUGCUGAAUAUUAAACUGGCCCUGGACAUUGAGAUAGCCACUUAUAAAACGCUACUGGAGGGAGAAGAAAGCAGGUUAGUUCUCUCCAUAACAUUAUAUACAAAAACUCUCAUUCAAAACAAAUGCGUCGUCUGCCAAACUCCUCACAUAAAACAAAUGCAUAAAACCAUUUUUAUCAAUGUUGGGGAUAGCAAUAUUUUAUCAGUCAUCAUUUACUAA
Messenger RNA from Bombina bombina (fire-bellied toad), 1446 nucleotides. Its product is annotated as keratin, type II cytoskeletal cochleal-like. Gene Ontology annotation, cellular component: keratin filament. Gene Ontology annotation, biological process: intermediate filament organization; keratinization. The transcript has 7 exons. The record is from RefSeq and is a predicted model, not a curated record. Gene Ontology annotation, molecular function: structural constituent of skin epidermis. NCBI's taxonomy places the organism in Eukaryota, Metazoa, Chordata, Amphibia, Anura, Bombinatoridae. Bases 1 to 1446 code for a protein of 481 amino acids.